Molecule: messenger RNA, 898 nt
Organism: Malania oleifera
Lineage: Eukaryota; Viridiplantae; Streptophyta; Magnoliopsida; Santalales; Ximeniaceae
Exons: 1
Coding region: 154-771 (205 amino acids)
Source: RefSeq, a predicted model, not a curated record
GCAGUCCAAAUGCGCGUGAACGGAGAGUUCGCUUUUCUUGUCUGCGCUGCCUCACUAUUUUAUUUUAAAGCUAAGGACAAAGGAGACGUGUAAGAGAUUUAUUUCAAAGCACUCCUUUCAUUUCAAAACCAAAACCAAAACCAAAACCCUGCCAUGAAGAAGCUCUCCAGGCAAGGCAAAGUGCACCCAUCCAAGCCUGCCACCGCCGACCUCUUGGCCCUUCUUCCAGCAACAAUCCUGUCGCUAACGGCGGUUCUCUCACCGGAAGACAAGGCAGUUCUGGCUUACCUCAUCUCGUGCUAUAACUCCUCAGCCAAUUUCUCCCGCCCCCGGAAAAAUACCCAGAAGAUGAGUAAGAGUACCGCUUCCGGUGGGGGAGAAGGAGAACACCCUCCUUCAUUUCACUGUGACUGUUUCAGCUGUUACAUGAGCUACUGGGCACGUUGGGACUCUUCACCUAACCGUCAACUCAUACACGAGAUCAUCGAAGCUUACGAAGACGGCUUGUCUCAGAAGAAGACCACAUCGAGUACUGCCACACCCAACAUGAAUAAGAAGGAGAGGAGGAGAGCUCGGGGCAUGCCGAGGGGAGAGGAGAGUUCCGGGGAGAACCCGCGGCGGCGAAUCGAGCUCGGUGGAUCGGAGUCCGCGGAAGUGACGAGGAGUUGCACUGAUCAGGGGAAGGUGGGUGAAGGAGAUGACGAUGGUUCGGUGAGGAAGAUUGUGAAUUUCAUUGGAGAGAAGCUUUGGGGGACUGUUUGGGGCAAAUGAAAAUUUCUAGUUUUCUGUUUUUAUUUAUUUAUUUAUUUUUAUGGUUUUAUAGAUAGAUUCCACCAAGUUUCAAAUAAUUUUCUUUUUCUUCCUUUUUUCUUCCAGAAAAGAUGUGUUUGAUAUUGAA